CUGCGCAGCCGCAAGGGGGCGGUACCACGGCGGCUGCGACAUGGGGGGGCGCGGAGGAGACGCCGGAAGUAGCGGUGGUACGGGUCCGACAGAGGGGUACUCACCGCCCGCAGCGUCCACCCGCGCGGCGGCGAGAGCCAAGACCCGAGGGGGUGGGCGUGGCGGCCGCCGGAACACAGCCCACCCUGUUUGCACCUCGCGCCGGGCGGCGCCGCGUCGCUCCUCUCCACCAGCUGCCAUGAGCGAGCGCCUCCGCCCCAGGAAAAGAAGAAGGAAUGGCAAUGAAGAAGAUAACCAUCUUCCCCCCCAGACCAAAAGGAGUAGUAGAAACCCUGUUUUUCAGGAUUCCUGGGACACAGAGACAGUACCUGUAACGAAAAACAGUAAAGAAAACAGACUAAGAGGAAGCAAAGCGUUCUGCGCGUCUUCAAGCAGUGACAGUGGUGGGAGCAGCAGCAGCAGUAGCAGCAUCAACAGCCCUGACAGGGCCAGCGGGCCAGAGGGCAGCCUAAGCCAGGUCAUGCCCGGAUCCAGCCCCAAUACCCCUCAGCCCAUGCCUGAGCAGUCUGCACUGUGCCAAGGCCCUUAUUUCCACAUCAACCAGACCCUGAAGGAGGCCCACUUUCACAGCCUACAGCACCGAGGACGGCCUCCGACAUGAUGCGUGGGCAGUUUCUUGCCUUCUGUGAAGGGACAGCGCUGUGCAGAUUUGAUAUUUCAACUUACAGUUUGUUUAAAAAAAAAUUGCACACAAAAAAUGCCUGUUGGCUUUUCAGUCUAUAUUUGAAAUAACAGGUUAACAGGCAAUUGUUUACUUGUGGUUUUGCUGCACUAUUGCAAUUUCAAAGGGGCUUUGAAGCAAUUUUUUUAUAGGAUUCUUUUGAGGGAGGGUAUCAAAUCCAUGUCAAGGAAGUGGUGUGAGGAAAUCUCAUCUGUGUGUUGCAUCCAUAGUGUGUCCAGUUCAGACUGAUCUUCAAAUCUGUCAAUUAGAAGUUCUACUUUAUGUAAAGGGCCUUUUAAAAAUGCGGGAUCUUCAAUUUUUUAAUUCAAUAAACUAGUAAAGAGUAUCUAGUUUCCAUGAAAAAACACAAGGGUAUUUUUUGUUUUGUUUUUUUUCCCCAAAAUAUAGUAAGCUUGAUUCAGUCUUGCACUGAAAUUAACUGCCAUACUACCUCUUAGUAUGUACAUGUUCUGUGGAAAGUACUCUGUUGUAACAGGAGAAUAAUCGGAUCCAUCCAGUUUAGAUUGUGGAAGUGAAGCGCCCUCCCUAGUAAUUGUCUCCUCUCUGUUAUAUAUUUGUAUUUCUAGGGAGGAUGUCCUUGUGUACCCAGGUUAACUCUGUACCAAUAUUCCUUUCAGAGUCUGCACCCCAGACUCUACUGCACAGUUCCAAAAGUCAAGGAGUAGUAAUGACUGUCUUACUCACAAACUUGUAUCAGAAGCUUAUGUGAUCUCACUGAAAAUUCCCCCUGCAGUGGAGAAAAUUAAGGCACAUACAAGUACUGAAGAAACAUAAGCUGCCCGAACUGAUACCUGAAGUAACAAGGACUGUCAAAGUAUUGGACAAGGAUUUACUUUUGCUUGAAGUCACCCCUAAUAUGACAGGGGGUCUCAUUCCAUCACUUAAACUGGAAAGAUUGGUGUGGAUUUGAAACAAAUGAGCAGAGGUACCUGUAGGAGAAAGAAUGCAGCAGUAUUUAUUUAGAAUAGAAGUGUUCCCGAUUACUUAGUCAUACUAGCGAGCCAGCCAAGUUUGAAUAAUGAAGAUGCAGAUGAGUCAUCUUCCUCGCUGAUGAGCUGUCUGAACAAGGAGCCAGGAUGCAUUGGGUCAUCUGCUCUGGAGAGUUCCGGGGGACCAACCUGUCAUUGGGAUGUAGAGGAAGUGCCUUAGAGUCCACCGGAAGCCACCUGCCCGCUCCCCUGACACUCCAUUCCAUUCCGAGGCUACACAGCAUACAUAGCAGAGCUGAGAAGCGUGGAUGACUCUACUAAGAGGAGUUUGCUGUUUGUCAGGACUGGAAAAGGACACGGGGAACAGCAUGGGGUUUUAUUAUGUGACAACUAAAAUUUGAGAAUGAAGAUUGUCCUAGGGAAAUAACAAACACAUACCUCCUUUCCAUGGGUGUUCCUGUAGUAGGGACAGACUUUAGAGGCCAGCUGUGUGCUGUGGAAACUGUGGUGUUAUAGAGGACGUUAUAGCACAGGCCAUGCUUGUGGGGCACGGGGUUUUGGCAAGAAGUCUUGUUUUUUUUUUAACUACUUCUCUCAGAUUUUAAAAACCAGAUGUUUGACAAGGAUUUUAAUGGCAGGGAAUAUGCAAAGGACACAUUGCUAAUGUUUUGUCUAACAAUAAAGCAAACAACAACUAAAUGCUGUGAGAAGUCAGGCUGUUCGAGCUCUCAAACACGCAUACACAACAAAAUUCAGAAAUACCCAGGAGGACUCCUGCAGGCUUAAUGGAGGCAUCCUACUGAAACAAAAUGUAUAUUAACAAGAAAAUGUAAAACUUGAGGAAGCAAGCUUUUGUUUAUUUUCCACCCAACUAAAAGAAUGGAAGAUUAAACCAUCACCAGAACAAAAGGACUUUCUCCAAGUACAAUCACAGUGGCAGUUGGCAAUUAACUCUUACUCUACUAAAUGCAAGGAACCAUCUCCAUCCUGUCUACAUUUUCUACAGCCUUGCAGCUUGGGAUCCAUUUAUAUUAUGAGGCUACUUGGUAGCGUCAGUGGGCAUCUUUAAAACCUUCUAUUAGCUCAAACCCGUACAACCUUGUAUUUCUUGUGCCGCCAUUAAAAGCAGCAUUCGUGCA
Marmota flaviventris (yellow-bellied marmot) is the source of this 2810-nucleotide messenger RNA. RefSeq names its product VCP nuclear cofactor family member 1 (gene Vcf1). NCBI's taxonomy places the organism in Eukaryota, Metazoa, Chordata, Mammalia, Rodentia, Sciuridae. The record is from RefSeq and is a predicted model, not a curated record.